UUAGGAGGCUUGGCUCGUUGUGCUGCGCCUUGUUCCCGCCUGCGUCAGGGGACCUUCCCGACUCAGUGGCCACCAUGGCAUCAGACGAAGGCAAGCUUUUCGUCGGAGGGCUGAGUUUUGAUACCAAUGAGCAGUCGCUGGAGCAGGUCUUCUCAAAAUACGGACAGAUCUCUGAAGUGGUUGUCGUGAAAGACAGGGAGACCCAGCGAUCGCGAGGCUUUGGGUUUGUCACCUUUGAGAACAUUGACGAUGCCAAGGACGCCAUGAUGGCCAUGAACGGGAAGUCUGUGGACGGGCGACAGAUCCGAGUAGACCAGGCUGGCAAGUCAUCUGACAACCGAUCCCGUGGGUAUCGAGGUGGCUCCGCUGGGGGCCGGGGCUUCUUCCGAGGGGGCCGAGGCCGGGGCCGUGGGUUCUCCAGAGGAGGAGGGGACCGAGGCUACGGGGGGAGCCGGUUCGAGUCCAGGAGUGGGGGUUAUGGAGGCUCCAGAGACUACUACAGCAGCCGGAGUCAAGGUGGCGGCUAUGGUGACCGGAGCUCGGGCGGGUCCUACAGAGACAGCUACGACAGUUAUGCUACACACAACGAGUAAAAAUCCUUCCUGCUCAAGAUCGUCCUUCCAAUGGCUGUAUAUUUAAAGAUUUUGGGAGCUUCGCUGAAUCGUUAAUGUGUAGUGAACACACCUCCUUGUACCCCACUUUUGUAGUCUUAUCCGUUCUGAUCUUGUCAAACACAGCCUGACUGCUUCUGACCCCCAGAUGGCCUCAUUACUAGACUUUUCUUUUUAAGGAAGCGCUGUCCGUUUUUAAGGGUUUUAAAAACGUUUUGAAAAGCACUUCAGAUUUUUUUUUUUCUUUUUACCACGAGCCAUAAGUUUUUUAGGAAAUCAUUGGGGGUUGUGUGGGUUUUGGUUUUGGUUGUGUUGCCUUUUUUGUUUCUCUUUUUAGUGGGGUCAGGCCCGUGAAGUUGGGUGCCCCGAUUCACUUCUCUUAAGAUUGAACGGACUCUGAAUCCGCUUUUUGUCGGAAGCUGAGCAAGCUGUGGCUUUUUUCCAACUCUGUGUAAUGUUUCUGAGUGUGGCUGGUAGGACCCAUCCUGCGGCAGGAGCAGAGGUACUCUGGCUGCCCUGGGCCUGGCCUGUCCGGCCCUUCUGUGCUAUGUAUGACCCACAGUAGACUUGCAGACGUUCCCUCGAGAGGUUCUUGAAAAUGUUUAUUUAUAUUGUCCUUUUUUACUGGAAGACGUAUGCAUAUCCCAUUGAUGUUGUAUUUGAAGUGGUUAAGGAAUUCUUGUACGCAGUUUUCUUUGGCUUCACGAAGCCGAUUAAAAGACCGUCUGAAAUGAA
Messenger RNA from Neomonachus schauinslandi (Hawaiian monk seal), 1346 nucleotides. It is a transcript of the gene CIRBP, whose product is annotated as cold inducible RNA binding protein. Gene Ontology annotation, biological process: positive regulation of mRNA splicing, via spliceosome. The transcript has 7 exons. The coding region runs from base 75 to 593 and encodes 172 amino acids. The record is from RefSeq and is a predicted model, not a curated record. Gene Ontology annotation, molecular function: RNA binding. Gene Ontology annotation, cellular component: spliceosomal complex. Lineage: Eukaryota; Metazoa; Chordata; Mammalia; Carnivora; Phocidae.